UUGUUGGAAAGUUUUGAGUUUUUAUAAUCAGAUUUUAUUGUUGUCUUUUCUUUCAACUCUAGUGAUGGUCUUCGUGAAGAGGAAAAUUGUGUGCUUGUUUGUUUCCUGUAACGCUAGCAUAUCGAAAGAAAGAUCAUCCUUUAACGAACAUUGUUAGGAUCUAGGAUUUGCACUUCUACUUCUGGAAUCUGGGUCUUGUGUUCUGUAGAAGUUACCAGCUUGUGCAUAUAUAGAAUCUUUCAGAUUCUUAAUAACAACUUGUAUACAGUUUGAUCCUUGAAAGAUCAUAAAGCAUACGCAACUAGGGCAAGCCCUUAUAUGUUCCUGCUUGUUGCUAACAAGUACAAUAAACAAGAGACCUGAAAUCGACUACACAGCUACUAGAAAUGAUCUAGCUUAAAAAAAAAUCUACUCUACCAUGAAGUUUGGUGUCUCAUGCCAGCUUGAUGCACUACUGAAAGCAUCUUCUUUUGUUCACAUAUAAGCAUGGAUCUAUUUUUUUUUUAAACCCUUCUGCACUGGUACAUCGAAAAUGAUGGCUGGAAAUGGGCAACUUGCCGUUCCUCCAGGUUUCCGAUUCCAUCCAACCGAUGAAGAGCUUUUGUACUAUUAUCUGAAGAAGAAGGUGUCCUAUGAAGCUAUUGAUCUUGAUGUUAUAAGGGAGCUGGAUCUCAACAAACUUGAGCCUUGGGACCUCAAAGAUAAAUGCAGAAUCGGGUCUGGUCCUCAAAAUGAAUGGUAUUUCUUUAGCCACAAGGACAAGAAAUAUCCAACAGGAACUCGAACAAAUAGAGCAACCACUGCUGGCUUUUGGAAAGCAACUGGAAGAGACAAGGCCAUCCAUCUCAGCAACUCUAAGAGAAUUGGCAUGAGGAAAACCCUAGUCUUCUACACAGGACGUGCUCCUCAUGGCCAAAAGACUGAUUGGAUCAUGCAUGAAUAUCGCCUGGAUGAUGACAACUCCGAGGUUCAGGAAGAUGGCUGGGUCGUCUGUAGGGUUUUCAAGAAGAAGAAUCAAAGUAGAGGUUUCUUACCAGAUGUUGCUCAAGAUGAUCACUUCUCUCACAUGAAGGUUAGCUCUUCAUCUGCAUCAAUGGAGCACAAACAGAAUCACAUGCAAGCACUAUAUGACUGUAGCUUCGAUGGUUCCAUGCAUCUUCCACAAUUGUUCAGUCCAGAAUCAGCUGUUGCCCCAUCCUUUAUUACGCCUCUUCCUUUGAACACCAUGGAUAUUAACGAGUGCUCUCAAAACUUGUUAAGGCUAACAUCAAGUGGUUGCGGACUUGUGCAACCAGAGAGGGUCAAUAGUGAUUGGUCAUUUCUAGAUAAGCUUCUUGCGUCUCAUCAAAGCCUCGAUCAGCAAUCUCAGAGCAAGAGGGAUCCAUCAUUUCACCUUGUUGAUCAUAUGGGUGCUUCAAGUCAUCAAAAGUUCACUACAUUUCCAUACCUUGGCUGUGAAAAUGACAUUUUGAAAUUUCCCAAGUAGAUCUAGCAACUCUACAACCUGCAACUUAUAUAUCUUAAACUUUCUUAAGCUGUGGAUCAGACAUUUUUAUUCAAUAUAUAGUAAGAAGCAACCCAUAUAAAGUUCUUGGUUAAAAUUCUAUCUUUGCCA
This is a messenger RNA of Manihot esculenta (cassava), 1615 nucleotides long. RefSeq names its product protein SOMBRERO. The record is from RefSeq and is a predicted model, not a curated record. The coding region runs from base 533 to 1486 and encodes 317 amino acids. NCBI's taxonomy places the organism in Eukaryota, Viridiplantae, Streptophyta, Magnoliopsida, Malpighiales, Euphorbiaceae. Gene Ontology annotation, molecular function: DNA binding. Gene Ontology annotation, biological process: regulation of DNA-templated transcription. The transcript has 4 exons.